AUGAAGCAUCUCAACAUUUACAAGGUUGCUGAAAGUAGCAGAAUUCCAAUUAAUGAGGAUGUUGUGAUUUCUACACACCUACAAAAGAAGUCGCAAUCUUCCAAAAACAUUUUAACCAUUCGUUGUAAGGAAUUAAAAGACUUAAUUGAUAUUUACAACUCAAUAGUUGACAAAUAUCAAGAAUUAAUGUUUAAGAUGCCAUCCAACUGCUUCCCACCAUCUUUUCCAAAGAGCUUUAGCUCUUUUAGAGAGUCAUUUGAAAAUUUUGUAAGAACAAUCGAAGCUUACAUCUUCCAAAUUAAAUCUAAAGAAGGUAGCGCUGAAAAUUACAAAAGGAAAAACAUAAUAAUGAUCAUAGAUCAGUCGUGCUCCCUCUCAGAAAAAUUAACAUUAUUUAUGAAAGAAGCUCAAUCGUUUAACGAAACCGGAAUGGGCGAAAUCACAAAAACUAUCGAUUUUUCAUUCCAAAAGCUUUUCAAAACCAACACAUCGAUAAAUACAGCGAUAAAAAAUGAAAAAAUUGUAAAUCAAGAGAUGGUCAGUAAAGGCUUAGAUCUUUAUAGAAAUACCUAUAAAGCGUUUAAACUUUGUAAGGAUUUCUUCUCCAGCCAAAAGAAAGAUAAUAACGAAAAUUCGGCCCGAGAAUUCAACAUUGAAGACCUUAAAAUUGCUCUUUCCCUUGUAAAUACUGAUGGUUUCCAUUUGUUAACAAAGAAAGUUCCGACUUCUUUGACAAAUAAAGGAGAUAUCGUUGAAAUGAGAAGUGCCUUUUCUACAAACUGUGGUUAUAUUGGAAGUUUAGUAGAAGUGGCUGCUAUUUUCAACGAAUCUCUUGAAGCUAUCAUCAUGAACCUUACAAAUUUAACUAAGCUGUUCAAUGAUGUCAUCUACCAAUGCAAUAUUCCAACAAAAGUUGAAAUUAAUCAACUUUUGUUGCAACAAUUGGCUUGA
Molecule: messenger RNA, 951 nt
Organism: Trichomonas vaginalis G3
Lineage: Eukaryota; Parabasalia; Trichomonadida; Trichomonadidae
Exons: 1
Coding region: 1-951 (316 amino acids)
Source: RefSeq, a predicted model, not a curated record